AAUAUGGAACGUAUGUGGUCAUGAUCCAUUCGAAAGAUGUUACGAUUAAAGAUGACCUUAUUGGGUUCUAUGUAUCGAAAAGGCUGUUAUAUUUAACAUGAAUAUUAACGUGUUUAAGUAAUACAUCGGCUUUGGAUUAUUCAAAGGGUUUAUGUUGCAUAGAAAACACGCAUAUAUGACCGAGAAUAGAGAGGAAGUUGUAGGUCUUCUUGCAACGCUCCCACAGUCUCUGUGACCACGACUUACGUUCGAUAGGAGGAUGUAUCAAGUUACUUAUUCUCCGUUAACAUGCACGAAGGAAACCGGUUCGUGUUCUCUCACAGCAAUGUUGAAGCCAAUGCGAAUGGUGUCUCAUCAUGAUUCACGAAAGUGCACCUCUUCUUUUUAAGGACGUUAAUUCGGAUCUUUCUUUAUUUUUUGCUACUUUGUGUAUUGUUGAUAUAUUUGGUGUUUUUCCAAUUAUCGCUUUGCCAAGUGCUAUUGUUCAGUGCGGAUUAUUUGGAAUUCCUUUGAUACUUGUUGUUUUUGGAUUACAAAUAUACACAGCUGCACUUCUUGGAAAAUCAUGGAUCAUAGCUACGAAUUUGGAUCCAUUGAUCUUUCGAAAAAAUCGGUAUCCUUUAGCAGCAGUAACCGAAUUAACGCUGGGUCCACGAGCACGAACUAUUGUAACUUUUCUUUUGGAUCUUACAAUUUUUGGUUGUGGAAUACCCAAUUUAUUGGUCGCGUCGCAGAAUCUACAAAUGUUUGGAGUUAGAAUAUCGGAUGAACGAUUUGAUCUUUCUUUUUGUUAUUGGUUACUUCUCGUCGGUAUGCUUCUCUGUCCUUUCAUGUGGUUAGGAAGUCCACGAGAUAUGAAAUGGUUGGCAAUGUUUUCGUGCGGUACGAUCAUUUUUACCGCAAUACUGAUUUGGUGGUGCAUCAUUAACGAUGAUCGAACAAUCGAUCAUUUGCCGAUACCAACUUCGCCAACUUGGGAUAAAUUUAUAUCUGGUUACGGUAUGUUGGCCUUUUUGUUUGACGUACAUCCAACACUGAUGACCAUUCAAGUUGACAUGCACAAUCCUCGUGAUAUCAAUAAAGCCAUUAUUUUUUCCUUUAUUGUCAGUAUGUUACUUUUUGGAGUAACAACGGGCUUGGCUAUGUGGAAAUAUGAAGGAAAUGUAACAGCAAAUAUUCUUCAAAAUGUACCAACAGGAUUUGCAAUAAAUGGUGCUAUCUUAUUAGCUGCUCUUCAAUUAUGUUUAUCCAGUGCAUUAGGACAUUCAGCACUUUUUCAACAUCUUGAAGAUAAAUUUCAAAUAGAGAGGGCAUUCGGAUGGAAACGUUGUGCCAUAAGAUCGGCAGUUGUUUUUUUCGGAGUUGCUAUAGGAGAAUCAGUACCGCGCUUCGAUAUAGUAAUGGCUCUGAUUGGUGGAUCACUAACGGGACCAUUGGUUUUCGUACUUCCGCCAUUGAUGUAUGCCAGAGCGGUAGCUUUGAAAAAUAGAGCGGAUCAUGUUUCGACACCAGAAAUUUAUUCGGCGGCUGAAAGACGAUUAAGUAUGAGCGAUGUUAAUUUAGAUCCGAGAAUUCAUUCAAGAUCCGUCUACGAUGGUUUUCUGGGAGUUGCUAAAUCCAUACCAUAUCGAUAUUCAUACGUUUAUUAUUAUGAUAUGGAAAAUGAAAUUGACGAACGAUUAGAAGAGGAUGAGAUGGAUCACGAAGAAAAUUAUUCUAAUCUUAUAAGCUUGAACGAAUUUUCAUUAAUGAGAAGAGAUCGUCAAGAAGAGGCUAUUUUUAUCGACGCUAGUCAACCAUCUUUAAGAAAUCGUCGAAGACGAGUUCAUUUGGCACAAGCACCGUCUAAAUCUCUAGUACUCUGUGAUCUUAAAAAGACAAUGAAUUGGUUUGGUUAUUUCAUUGUAAUUAUUGGGAUAGGAAUCACAAUAUCGUCUACUUACAUUAACAUUAAAAAUACUAUUCGUUAUGUACGUUUUACACCGCCAUGUAUCAUUAAUGCUAGUGUUGUACAAGAUGCUAUUUAAUUGUAUUUCUUUGUGUUGUUUUUUUUUUUAUUUUUAUGUUUUAUGGGUAUCGCUUAUGUACGUAGCAUUUACGUUUUUGUAUAUUAUAUGUAUCACAUAAAUGAAUGUAUAUAUAUAUAUGUAUAUAUGUGGACAUGUAUAUCAAAUAAUCACAUAAUAAUGAUUAAAAAAUUAUUAAGAAAAAUCUGUAUAUUUAUAACGUUUGUGAAUUCGCAAAAGAUAAAAUAUAUCUUUGUAAUAUAUAUAUAUAUAUAUACACACGCGUGUGCGCACACACAUAUAGCCUGCAAAUUAAUUUUAUUAUGUUUAUUAUUGAAUCAAUACAACUAGAAAAUGGUCACUGUUUUAAAUCACAUGCCAAAAAGAAUGAACAACAAGUUUCUUAUCUAGCAUAUCUUUUUUUAGUUCAUAACAUAUAAGAAGAAUCUUUUGUUAAGUUUAAUAUACACUGAGAAAUAAUGAUAGUAGUGCCAAACAUUUACUACUCUCUUAUGUAAUAAAUUCUUUCUUUGCUUAAACUUUUGUAAUAAAAAAUUGUAUGCAUACAUAUAUUAAACAUUUUAUAUUUUACAUUUAUAUGAUAAUUUAAAAGUUAACAGGAAGUAUUUCAUAUAUUAAUAAAAAAGUGUGGGAAAAUUCAAAUCUUCGUUUUGAAUCUAUAUAAAAAUAGCGAAAAAAAAAUUACAAAAAUAUGUUUUGAAUCGUAAUACUUUGUCUAAUUUUGUUGUUAUCAUUUCAAACAUAUUUCAUGCAAAAAUACAAUAAUUUUGUUAUUUUCUUAUCGGAGAUCUAUAUAUAACCUAUCAUUUAUAUGAAGAUGUGAAUAUCAAAUAAUGUUAUCUAAUGUCUAAGAUUAAAGUUAAGAUAUUUUCUUAAACGAAAAUAGCUCUGAUCUUUCUCUCUGUCUCUCCUUCUCUUUUCUACCGAAGUAUAUAGUUUUUAAUAGUUGUAAGACCGAUUCAAGACAAUCGCAGCUUGAAGAAAUUCACGUAGAAAAUAAAAAAUAUUGAUAUUAUGUUAUGUAUAGAUUUUUUUUUUAUAUAAGAAUUUGUUUACUUGAACACAUUAAGAAGUUAAUUAAAUGUAUA
Messenger RNA from Vespula vulgaris, 3115 nucleotides. RefSeq lists its product as uncharacterized. The coding region runs from base 357 to 2027 and encodes 556 amino acids. Lineage: Eukaryota; Metazoa; Arthropoda; Insecta; Hymenoptera; Vespidae. The transcript is spliced from 8 exons. The record is from RefSeq and is a predicted model, not a curated record.